Molecule: messenger RNA, 2039 nt
Organism: Beta vulgaris subsp. vulgaris (sugar beet)
Lineage: Eukaryota; Viridiplantae; Streptophyta; Magnoliopsida; Caryophyllales; Amaranthaceae
Product: probable sugar phosphate/phosphate translocator At1g12500
Exons: 2
Coding region: 591-1679 (362 amino acids)
Cellular component (GO): Golgi apparatus
Molecular function (GO): antiporter activity
Source: RefSeq, a predicted model, not a curated record
AAAGAAAUCUAGAACUUUCCAACAAGUUACCCUCUUAUCAAAGCUUCUAUAAUUUCCAACAUUGUCUUCCAUACUUCAUGUUUGCUAACCAACAAGGAACUAGAAAAUCUUAAUUUCCAAAAAUUAUAAACUUAUCACUAGCAAGUACUACUAGGCUACUAGCACCUAAAACUCAUAGAAGGUCAAACUUCUCUCCUUGCCAAAAUUAGAGUAAUCUUAUAUUCUUCUUCCAUGAAGUUUCAAACUACUCGUGCAAAAUUACCUCAGACCAGCAGUGACUACUAGUAAAGACUAAACAGACAAAGACAGAUCACACUCCAGUGUUUAGAUCAGAUCCAUCCAACAAUACACCAUUUUAUUAAUAACCCAUCAUUUUAAAAACACCAACAAAAAAUAAUCCCAAAAAAGUCAUCUUCACCUUCAUCUACAAGCCUUCAUCAUCCCUCUUCACCGACACUCCAUUCUUCUCCACAAACACCACCACCCCUUUAUCCUCUUUCCCUUCUUUAUUCUCUCUCCUCUCUCUCAUCCAAUCAUAUCUCUCCACCUCACCAUUCUCCUCUUUUCUCUCUCUAUCUCCUCCACCAAUAAUGGUGGCUGAACCUCCACAAUGGACCACCCGCCGCAACAGCAACCCAAAAUUCGACACUUCCUCGGAUCAAAUCCUCCUUGAAAUCCCACAAACUCCGCCUUCGGAAUCUCGUAACAAUAACAAUAACAAUCUCAACCAUAUAAUACACAACAACACAAUUACAUCCACUUCAAUUAUAACAGCUACUAUUGUAGCAGCUUGGUACUCAUCCAACAUAGGCGUAUUACUCCUUAACAAAUACCUAUUAUCCAUCUAUGGUUAUCGUUACCCUAUCUUUCUUACGACACUUCACAUGAUCUCUUGCUCUUUUUACUCCUCUUUUGCAGUUCAUUCCCUAAGAUUAGUCCCUACACAAUACAUUCAGUCACGUAAACAACUUUUGAAAAUUUUCUCACUGUCGUUAAUCUUCUGUUUCUCCGUUGUUUGUGGGAACUCUUCUCUUCGUUACAUCCCUGUCUCCUUCAAUCAAGCUAUUGGCGCUACUACCCCUUUCUUUACUGCGAUAUUCGCCUUCGUGAUCACCUGCCAUAGAGAAUCUCCUAUUGUCUACUUUUCUCUUCUACCGGUUGUCCUUGGGAUCGUCAUCGCCUCCAACAGCGAGCCGCUCUUCCACUUAUUCGGGUUCUUCCUGUGUGCGGGGUCUACAGCAGGGAGAGCACUGAAAUCUGUGGUACAAGGGAUAAUACUUACCUCGGAAUCAGAGAAAAUGAAUUCUAUGAAUUUACUUAUGUAUAUGGCACCAAUGGCAGCUGGAAUACUAUUACCUUUUUCAUUCUACUUUGAAGGGAAUGUUGCGAGUAUUACAAUACAAAAGGCAAAAGAAGAUUGGUUUAUUGUGUUUCUAUUAAUUGGAAAUGCUACGGUUGCGUAUUUGGUUAACUUGACCAACUUCUUGGUGACAAAACAUACAAGUCCACUGACGUUGCAAGUCUUGGGAAAUGCGAAGGCGGCGGUGGCGGCGGUUGUAUCGGUGUUGAUUUUUAGAAAUCCGGUGACGGUGAUGGGAAUGGUUGGAUUUGGUGUUACUGUCAUGGGUGUUGUGCUUUACACCCAAGCUAAAAGGAGAUCUAAACUUACAUCUCAUUGAUUGAUUAUUAUUUUUUCUUUUGAGUAAAUAAAAGAUAGUACCAAAAACAAAACAAAAAAAAUUGGGGAAAAAUGGGUAUAUUUUUUAUUUUUAAGUGGAGAAAAUCAACUCCAUUACUACAAGAAAAGAAAAAGAAAAAAAGUUGAUUGUUUAAUUGAAUUUUGAUUUGUAUGAUUAUGAGUAUUAUAUUGUGAUUUUUCAGUUAUACAAAGAGGGAAGGAAAGGGAAAGGGAGAUUCGAAAAUUCAUUUGGUUGGCUUGUAAUUGUAUAGACCAAUAGCAAAAGGAUAAUGUUAGCCAAAAAAAAGAAGAAUGACAGUAAUGUCUUAUUCCCCUUUUUUGUUCUUUUAGUUAUGUUUCA